Gorilla gorilla gorilla (western lowland gorilla) is the source of this 5757-nucleotide messenger RNA. RefSeq names its product family with sequence similarity 149 member A (gene FAM149A). Bases 280 to 2205 code for a protein of 641 amino acids. The record is from RefSeq and is a predicted model, not a curated record. The transcript is spliced from 9 exons. NCBI's taxonomy places the organism in Eukaryota, Metazoa, Chordata, Mammalia, Primates, Hominidae.
GGGCUCCUGGCCCUUCGGCCCUCGGGGGUCUCACGGCGCUGGGACGAGGCGGGGCUGCUCUCCGCAGCCGGGGCGCUCGGCGGACGGACCCGGGCCGGGGAAGGGCGACCCCAGCGGCGCGGAGCUGAGCGUUCCUCGGGGAGGAGAGGGAGCCAGGGGCCUCCGGGGCUCCGGGUGCGGGGACCCCAGGCUCCUCGCCCCGGCCCGGGCCGCCUCGGCCGGAUCUCGGCGGUCUGAACUCUCGGGCGGCGGCGAGGGCGGCGUGUCCACUGUCGAGGCAUGAAGGCUGCUGUGCUGGACCUUGGGUCGCUCUUGGCCAAACUCUUCGAGACCUCGACGGCGCCCCCCGCAGGCCCCUCCUCCAGACCCUCGGGAGGUGCUGCCGCUGCAGGGUCGGGGGGCUCCAGGGCGGGCACCCCGUUGGGCACCGCCCCGACCCCGACCCUCCUCCGCGCCCUGGCUCCGGACUCCCCCUCCGCCUCGCGGCGGUCGCCCGCUCCGCUCCUCCCCUCCCCCUACUCCCGGGGCUCCGCCGCCAGCCGCGCCGCGGGAGCAGUGGGGACCCUGCUCUCUUGGCCCGGUAGCCCGAGAGCGGGUAAAGCCCCGCCCCAGCCCCCCACUCCCUCCGGCGGGGGCUGCUCCCCUGCUCGCCUGGUGGUCCCAGCGCGGCCGCCCUCGGGCCCCGGCGGGGUCUGGGCCGCGCUCCCCAGGAACCCGCUCCAGCCUGGCCCCGGAGAGCGAGAGCCCGGCGCCUGCGUGGCCCCCGGGGCUGGCCCCAGAACCCUGUUCCUUACGCUGCCUGACAUCGGCGAGGAGGGGGCCUCGGACAGCGACUCCGGGGAUGGCGAAGCAAGAGGACUGUCAGAAGGACGUAGAAGGCACAGUUUUACUGUGAGAAGCAAAGAUUCUUUACCUACGCAUUUUACAAGAAAUGUGCAGAAAGCCAUUGAUAAAUAUACCUGCGAAUCCUUGUCAUCCUUUUCCUCCAGCGGAAGCCACACACCCACGGGAGCCCACACCUCUUGGUCUGGGUCGGCCACACAGAGCUCCACCACCGGCUCGUCCACGGAGAGGGGCUCCAUUUAUUCCUGGAGAGAUGACGAAUUUGACGAAGCCAGUUCACAGUCAGUGCAGCGGUUACUCUGGGAGGUGGAGGAAAUGUUAUUUGAAGGGAAAGUGAACCCUCAGACCCAGAGUCUGCUGGCCGAAUGCGGGGAGUGGACAAGAAGAUCCCUCCAUUUGAGAGUAUUAGGAAGACAGCUAAUCCUGCCCACUGACGAAGGCGUCCAGCAUUUCCAGGGCAGCACUCCUGCCUCUGCAGUCCACAGACCCCCGCUCAGUGCCUGCGGACACAGCAGCAACAUCAGAGAGUUGUGCAUUUCUGGCUCUCAAAUAGUCCCAGCAGCACUCUCAGCCUCUGCCUUGCCAGGCCCUGAUGACACAGGGGUUGCUGACCUAACGGCACGUUCAUCCCUGGAAGAAGAGGUUUACCAUGUGGAUGGAAAGAUUGAGGAGUAUUUCGCUUUUGACAGAAAAGAGGAUGAUGAUGAAUGUCUUGAACAAAAACCAGCUCAGCCUGGUAGGAAAUGGCGUGAACUCGGACUUCCUCCUGUUUCCCCGUGUGACUGUGUCAAAGAUGCCGUGGCAGCAGAAGUGUUUGAUCACGUCUGGACAAAUAUGGUAGAACUUUUGGAAGAGCUGAUUAGAAAACACUGGGAAACUACACUCACAGAAGGGAAAAAACAGAGAGAAACAUUGAAAGUGGCUGGAAACAGAUUUCCGCACGUCCUCGUUCCACGCGCUCACGCUGACGGAGCCAGUGGCCCCCCGUGCGGAAGCUCCGAGGCUCACGGCUUCUCCCUGGCUUCUCGUCUGAACCCGCCCCAGGAACACUGGCCGGCGGGCUGUGCUGAAGCUCACUGCUGCCACCAGAGCCACUCCAGCUGCUGGCCGCUUCUCUCCUGGAACCUUCACUCGCCAGACCCAGGCAGCCUUCCAGGAGCCAUGUCUGCUGGUCCCAUGUCUACUGAUCCCAGGCGACCACCAGCCUCUCAGAGAGGCGUCUUGGCUAACCCACCUCCCAUUGCUCUGUGGAACACAUUCUCCUCUGUGCUGUGUGGAAGUCGCCAUCCCGUGCAACAAGGGAGCUCACUCAGUGGGCCUGAAGGGGUGGCUGCUGGCUCAGGGAGUUCUGGGCAUGCGUGACACCACCCCCCAGGAACACCCAUGGGAGUCCACGCCUGACCUCUGCUUCUGCAGAGACCCUGAAGAGAUGGAGGUGGAAGAGCAGCCUGCUGCUGAUGCAGCUGUGGCCAAGGAGGAGUUUCAGGGGAACAGAUUGCUCCAGUGCCUGCUGAGCAUUGCUGCCCAGCCUGAGGCUGCAGACCCAGCCCAAGUACACUGCCGCCCAGCCUGAGGCUGCAGACCCAGCCCAAGUACACUGCUGCCCAGCCUGAGGCUACAGACCCAGCCCCUGUGUGCACGGCUGUCCAGCCUGAGGCUGCAGACCCAGCCCAAGUACACUGCUGCCCAGCCUGAGGCUGCAGACCCAGCCCCUGUGUGCACGGCUGUCCAGCCUGAGGCUGCAGACCCAGCCCCUGUGCAUACUACCGCUCAGCCCAAGGGUGCAGACCCAGCCCCUGCACACACUGCCGCCCAGGUUGAGGGUAGAGACCCAGCCCCUGCACACACUGCUGCUCAGCCUGAGGCUGCAGACUGCUCUGAAGGUGCAGGUACCCUUGUGCCUAUUCAGCCGUCCCUACUGCAGACUGGAGCACUCAGCCUGCCAGGCAAGCCUGUUCUGCAGCUCCCAAUGCUCAGGCCCCUGAAUGAGGAGGAUCAACCACUGAGCAGUCUCAAGCUGUUCUUCCACAGGCCACCAGCAAGAUGGAAAUAAGGCCGAUGGAAAAUAAACAUCAGUUUCUAUUUAAAACAAUGAUAUUCGGGUCUGUUUGCAACGUGAUUAUUUCAUGAAGUUUAACAGAAUUACCACAUGGCACUGCUCUGAGAUGUGAAGCUGUUUUCUACAUUUUGGGAGAUUAAAAAAAAUGCUUUCCCCUAAUAUUUCGAGCUAGUUUGAAAAUUAUAAACGUUCUCCUUUCUUUCCACCAAAGUGAUAAAAGAACCAAUGAGUAUACAUUGGGCUUACUCAGCAUUUAUUGGUUGUAGUUGAGGCGUUUUGAGGAGAUACAGAGGUGAAUCCUAGUGAUACAAAAGCCGUGACACAGGGUCAGGUGCAAUACAUUCUGUGAGGGUCGCGCAAAAAAAAACUUGUAGAAGAAUCAAAGAGAGAGUGAUUUGUUCUGAUUACAGGAGGGGGAUUGGUCUUUUACAUUGAAGGUAAAAUUUGAGCAGGAAUGAGCAAGGCUCUUGUGGGAGAGAACUCUGGGUGGGCCAUUUCAGGCCAAGCAAAGGCGUGGAUGAGUAAAAGAUGGGGCCUGUUUGGGGACUGUGACUGGGCUGAGUUUAGGGGAUAAGAAACUGGCAACUGCAGCAUAGUGGCAAGAACGGGGAAUUAGGAAUCGAGAGGCCUGAGAGGAGUAUUCUUCUGGAUAUGUUGUUUAACUUUUCUGAACUUUAGUGUCCUUAGCUUUUAAUGAGAUUAUUAUCUUGUCCAAGGGAUUAUUGUGAGGAUAAAAUCAUAGAAAUACCUGAGAGCUCCUACUACAGGGGCCAGCACAUACUGAGCGCUUAAUCAAUUUUUCUUGAAUUGCAUUUUUAUUGAGAGAUGUGGUCGCAGGUGAGGCUGGAAAGGAUACACUUGUUCACGCGAGGCCUGUAGUGGUGCCAAGGAGGUUGUUUCCACUGCCCACCUUGUGGGGGGAGCAGAGAACACGGGUAAGGCAGGAUUCCUAGUCCUGAGCUACACAGAAUUUAUAGUAUAGUUGGAGGGAGCCCAGCCAUGCCACACAACACACACAGACACACACCACACCACUCACACACACACCAAACACACCACACACACUGCACACAUCCCCCCACACACCCCACACACAAACGCACACCCCACGCAAACACACCACAUACCAUACACCACACACACACCACACACCAAACACAUACCACAUACACACACACACUACACACACACACCAUGCACACACCACACACCAAACACAUACCACAUACACACUACACACACCACGCACACACACCACACACCAAACACAUACUACAUACACACACACUACACACACACACCACACACACACCACACACCAAACACAUACCGCAUACACACACUGCACACACACCACACACACCACGCACCACACACACCACUCACACACUGCACACACCCCUGACACAAACACACCACACACCAAACACACACCCCACACAAACACACCACACACACAGAAAACACAUACCACAUACACACACACCACUCACACACACACUGCACACACCCUCCACAUAAACACACCACACACCAAACAUACAUCCCACACAAACACACCACACACCACACACACACCACACACUAUACAAACACAUACCAAAUACACACAUACACACACACUACACACCACACGCACACCCCACACAUGCACACAUACUACAUACCACACACACCACAUAUCAUACACACACCACACACAUACACCACAUGCAUACACAACCCACAACACACCACACAUGUACACACCCCACACCUACACACCCCACACAUACACACACACCUUCACACAUACCACCCACACUACCACACACCACACACACACCUCACCACACACCACACCACACCACACCACACACACACCACAUCACACCACACCACACACACACACACACAUCUCCCCACAUGGGAGGCAGUCUAGCUGAUAGCAGAGUGAAGCUUGCGUAUAUAGACUACUAGUUCUGGGCUUGAUGUCUGCAUUUAAUACUCCGUGAUUUUAAAUCAGUCCCUGUUUCUCAAAACCUCAGUUUCCUGAUUUAUGAGGUAGGAAGCUGUGAGAAUUAAAGGAGAUAAAACAUUUCGCGUAGUGUCUGGUGUAGAGUGGACAUUCAAUAAGUGUUACCUUUUGUUAUAAUCAGAUGCUAAUUAUAUAUUAAUAGUCUAUAUAAUCCUUUGUAAUUAGAUUUUUGUGUAAUUUUUUAAUUAGAUGUAAUGUUUUGUAAUUAUAUAUAUUUUAUAAUGAGAUGUGUUUUGGAUCAUAAGUGCCCUGGGAGUCAGAAGAAAAAUAUACUUUUCUCAGAGUAGGGUAAGAUAUGAACCCAGCCCUAAAUGACAGGUGUGAUUCGUUAACAUGAGAAAGGAAGGGAGGCUCUUCAAAGCAAAAGCAAAACUGCACCUGGCGUGGGAGCUUCUAAACCCGCCAUCUUUGUGAGACUGAAGGGACACAGGCCUGAACAGAACCUGUGCUUCGGGGAGCAGUGGGGAGAACAGAGCGUCUCAGAGGCUUGUUUCACUCUCUAGUGUAAGUCUUCUGUGCCUUUUCUGUUCUAAAGAAACUUUUGGAAUUGCCACCUGCUUAUUGUAUUUUUUUGUUCUCUUUAAACUGCUCUGACAAGUUCAAUACAACAUUUCCCACUUAAAAAAAAUAGGCAGUAUGAAUAUCACACAAAGAGCAGUGGAUGAGCCUUUAAAUAUCAGGCAAAAUAAACAGACCAGAAGAAUAUGGACAUUCUAGAAGCUGAGGCAUUUUUUAAAUAGCUGUUUUGUUUUUAUAAUUACUUUGUUUGGAUAAAUGUUAAAAAAAAAUAAGUGGACAGCAAAGUUAACAGAAUAAAAAUAGAGCCUGCUUUGAAAUA